This is a messenger RNA of Hylaeus volcanicus, 6324 nucleotides long. RefSeq names its product TBC1 domain family member 25. Gene Ontology annotation, molecular function: GTPase activator activity. Gene Ontology annotation, cellular component: autophagosome. Bases 3009 to 5396 code for a protein of 795 amino acids. NCBI's taxonomy places the organism in Eukaryota, Metazoa, Arthropoda, Insecta, Hymenoptera, Colletidae. Gene Ontology annotation, biological process: activation of GTPase activity; regulation of autophagosome maturation. The record is from RefSeq and is a predicted model, not a curated record. The transcript has 11 exons.
CUCGCUCUUUCUCUGUUUGCUUGCGCGAGAAGGUGACGCCAAUCUUGUCUGACGAUUCUGUUUAUCCUUUUUUCGCCUAUUAUACUUUCGUAGCUAUUCCCUUUGUCUCUCCAGCGAUAUCGGUGGUCAUCGUGAAAGAAAAGGACGCACGAUCGCGAAGAUCGAAAGUAGAUUUCGGGGUGCAAACGAUGUCGCGGUGACGGUGUAUGUAUACAGUGAAACUUCGAAGAAAGCGCGAAACGAUCGUUUGGCAACAUUUUAAAACGUCUCGCAGCGACGACAGCCGUUAAAAGUGAUCGAUCGUUUCGUCAUAGUGAACGAGAAUUGACGGCCAAGUGUCAACUGGUGCGUGUUCUGGAUCUUCGAUUCCUUUGAGAAAGCGGUGCAGUGUCCUGGGCGAGAGAGAGAAUGCUCCUCGCGGAGAGAAACGAAAGCUCGCAAGCUUGAUUCGUUUCCGCCGCGUGAAACAAAUUAACCUAGCAGAAACUGUUCGGCGUCAAAGGUUAGAAUGUCGAGUUUCGUUCGUCGCGACGAUAACGUCUUCGAAGAGGUACGGAUCUUUUUAAGGGAUUCCGAGUUAUCUUGAAUUAUCGAACGGCCUUCGCCAGCGCAUGAAAGACUCCGCAUACCAACGUCAAACAUGUUUGGCUGUCCCAGAGAGGCCGUGCGCGUCAAAGUAAAGAUCGAGUUUUCUCGGAUCGCAAGGAUCGCACAGAAACUCAUUGCAUUUCGUAAUUGGAAAAACCAACGUUCUGUAAAAAUAAUUAGAACGUUGCCGUCAUCGUUUCACCCGUCGUUUUGCAAAUAUUCCUGCAGCGCAACGAUGAAAAUGUCUAAUUAAAAACAGUCAGAACGUAUUUCGCGCACGUGGAUCUAUAUUUGACAUUCGUCAAAACACUUCAAACAGAUAUCCGACCAUCAUAUCUGCAUGGUAAAUCACGUUUGCGUACCUGUGACGAGUUUAAGGGGUAUUAACGCUUAUUAACGUCGUUAAGAGGUCGAAUUUCAUCUGAUCUUGCGUCGAAUCACUUUCAGUUCGAGCAUCAGACCUUAAGCCUUAACCACCGUUCACAUGGUCAAGAAUUUCGUAAUUUUGAAGCUGUACUUAUCACGAUCAGAUAAACGAAUAGAAAAUUAUUUUCAGUGGAUCAUUGCUAACUCACAUUGUUGUGAUUCGUUGAAAUGAUCUAUAGAAAAUUAAACGUCGAAACGAUAUUCUACAUUAAUAUCGUUAAUUAGUAAAUUCGCAGAAGUUUCGAAUAAUUAUAUAACUGGAGCGAUGCUUUUAAUUAGAAGUUAAAACGAUUAUAAUUAGAGGAGCGUUUAUGCAAUCAAUGCAGUAGUUCAACCUCGAUCCAAUGUGUAACGUAGCCCUACAUUAAGGUGCGAAAGUUUCUUGAACCUUUAAUGUACCGUUGAUCGUUUCCUUUUCAAUUUAUAAAAUAUUUGAAAUGCUGAUUUUUAUAGAAUUAUUUUCAUUCAAGUAACCGCUAAUUUUGUACUAAUUUCGUCAAGCCCUCUUUAUAUGUACAUUGAAAGAAAUUCAUAAUCAAUAUUUUUUUCGCAAUCUGUUACGAAUGUUCCUUUUUUAUUGCUAAUGUACUUCCUUUGCUAAAUCAUGAAGCGUUGGAUCGUUUCUCUGGUCCCAUCGUUAAGCCCCAGCAAACCACCCUGUUCGAACAUGUUGUAUAACAUUCAUCGAUUCAGUUUGCCGUUUCGGUUUGAAUGCAAUAUUCGUGCACGACGCGGCUCUCGAGUUGUUGCUGGAAAUUCCUCGGAAUGCGAGAGAGAGAGAGAGAGAGAGAGAGAGAGAGAGAGAGAGAGAGAGAGAGAGAGAGAGAGAGAGAGAAUUAAAAAAGUUUUAGCGCCCGUAUUCAUUCCUCAACCGUUUCAAGGGUGGAAUUUCUACAUCCGGCGAAUCUCUGCGAAUUUCAAUAUGUCCGCUGCAUCGACGUGCACCGCAUUGCGAGCGAGCAUUUGCUCAUCCUUAAAUAAAAAAAGAAAACAAUGUUGGUCGUAAGAGGAUUUUUUCUGAAUCAAAAAUAAAUUUGUCGUCGUACAUUAAGCGACUUUGAAACGGCUUCGACGACACCUAAACUAUUGAAAAUGAAAUUUGAAAAAUCCCCAUCGACCUCUUUCGAUUCUAAUGCGUUCAGUUUCGACAUACUUUCCAAAAUGAAUCCAUUGCUAGAUUAAAGUGGAUCAUCCUGCAUAUCCAAAUAGGUCACACUACACACCAACGUUUUCCAAACUGUUUCAAUCACUGAACACUCUUCAUCGCGUAUUCCAAAUAAACGAGCUAUCGAAUUGCUCUUACACGUAUGCAUAAAUGACCAAAAUUAUGAUUUGACAAAUUUGAUAUAUAAGUCGAGAAAAAAAAUCGUAAACACUGGCAUUUAGCUGUUCAAGAUGUAUACGCCUCUUUAACAUGCGGGCAAAAUUCGGUUGCAUCGAUCGCGCUACUUGUAACCCGCUCUGAAACUCGAGGACCCACGAAGAACCGCAGAUUACCGCUCGUUUUGCUUGGAAGUCGUUUUUCCAGUCCGAUUAAAAUAUUCAGCUGGUCGUUCUUCGACCAACCAUGCGAAAAAGCGAAUCAGGAGUUCGUACGACGGAUCAAAGAAGAAAGCGUCUACGAUUACAUAAACACGUUUUACAAUAGAAUCGUCACGUUACAUAAAAGAGAUGCAAUGAUAUUACAUCAAUCUUCGGGCUUCCGCAACGGCGAUUUUAUUCUUGUGGAGGGGCUUCCAGGUUAAGCUUAAUUGAAUUCAGAAAUGCGAGACCAGACAUCAGCCCGAGUAUCGCAAGUUCAGCGUGGAUCCGCAGAUAACAUCUAUCGAAGUGCUUCAAAGUAUACUUAUCAAAGCAUUCGACAUCAAGGGGGAAUUUACCGUUUCGUAUCGGGCAAUAGACGACUAUGGAUCGGAAACAUAUUUAUUUCUACUUUCCGACUGGGACCUUGAUGCAGCAUUUAUUAGUAAUUGUGACAAUUCUUCGUACCUAAAAUGAACCACAGCGCUUCCGAGCCGUAUCUGUACCUUCAGGUCAACCUGAAACCUUUUGGAGAAACCGGCGACUGUGAAUGUUACUGGGAGCAGAAUGCGCAGGAAGUAUCGACGCGACAAGAAACCGGGUUUCCGUACAGGACGUCCAAGUUACCUGGCCUCAUCAUGAAUAAGAUGGAGAGGACGCUUAGCAUAGUUCAGCGUGCUCUGGGUAACUUGGGCGAGGAAUCAUCCCAUCAACAAAGCGCUCAACCACCACGAUUACCACUGUCAGACGCAGAGUUCCGACGAUUUAUGGAUCCUAUCGGACAAGUAAUACACCCUAAGGAAUUAAGGGCUGUUAUAUACUUUGGCGGUAUCGAGCCAAGUUUGCGUAAGGUGGUCUGGAAACACAUUCUGAAUGUAUACCCUGAAGGUAUGUCGGGUCGCGAGAGGAUGGACUACAUGAAGAAGAAGUCGCAGGAGUAUCAAAAUCUUCGCGAAAGAUGGAAAACACUUGUACAAAAGGGGCAGAACGUCGGUGAUCUGGGAUAUGUAACGGGCAUGGUGCGAAAAGACGUUUUGAGAACGGACAGGCAUCACAAGUUUUACGGAGGCUCCGAUGAUAAUCAGAAUACAGCUAGUUUGUUUAAUAUACUGACAACGUAUGCCCUGAAUCACCCUAGUGUCAGCUAUUGUCAGGGUAUGAGCGAUCUAGCCUCGCCGCUUCUAGUUAUUAUGAGGGAUGAAGCGCAGGCGUACAUAUGCUUGUGCGCACUUAUGAGAAGAUUAAAGGAUAACUUUAUGCUCGAUGGGAUAGCAAUGACUACUAAAUUUGCCCAUCUAGCGGAAGGUUUGCAGCACUAUGAUCCUGAUUUCUACGCUUAUCUAAAAUCACAUCAAGCGGAUGAUCUGUUGUUUUGUUAUCGAUGGCUUUUAUUAGAAAUGAAACGAGAAUUUGCUUUGGAUGAUGCUUUAAGGAUGCUCGAAGUUCUGUGGGCCGCAUUACCAGCGUCACCACCAAAUGGAGAACUUAGCCUCGCUGAGGUACCUUUUCCUCCACCUUCGCCACCUCCAAGCCCAAACGUAAAACAUAUUCGUGAAAAUGCGUACACGAAGGUUUGUGCUAUUAGGCGACAAAGUUCUUCCGCUAGUAUUGCAGCCACUGGGAAGAGAAAAAAUUUAAAUAUCGAGGAACCAUCCGUACAAUCUUCCGCAGAAACUAAUGGAGAUUCUAAGAGAUCGAGCUCUCCUUUUGAAACAUUCUCUGAGCCAGAAAAUGAUCUAACAACAGCGAAGAAUCGAAGAAACACAGAAUCCACGGAAAAGUGCCUAAGUACAGGUUCUCUGCCUGGUAAAUCUAAACGUGUAAAUUUACUGGAAUUGAAAGACAGAUUAUCGUUACCUAAUAAAGAUCAAUAUAAAUCUAACGAACAGAACGACAAUGAAAAAAAGUGCGUUCGCAUGGUAAAAAACCUAAAUGAAUUUCUCAAUUUUACGAGUCUCAAUCGCAGUAAAGUAACACCAAGCGAUACGGAACCAGAAUUGAGGCGAGUUUUGAGCGAAAGCGGGGUUAUUAGAGUGUUACGAGAUGAACCAAGUUCUCCGGACGAUCCGACAGAUUUCUUUCCAAUGACCACUUCAAUGACUAGAGAAUUAAGACUGGAGCUAGAAUCACUUGACCGACAAGUCUUCGGACCAUCGCCUCCUAGCGAUCAGCAAUGCGAUUGCGUUCUUUCUAAAAGGGAAAGUGAACUAAUCGAAAGCGAAACAGAUACAGAAUUAGCAAGAUGUAGUCCAGCUGCAGAUGUGUUUGUUUGGGAAAAUCCUCUACAUACGCUACAACAGAAAAAUCAUCCAGCUACUCCCGAUGAGCAAGCAGAACUCGAAUAUGAUGGUGAAAUAUUGGAAGAUCAAAAUGGCGUCAAAUCUGUUACCCCCAUUAGACUACUAAAACGUACAACUAGGUCUAAUAAUAAAUCAUAUAGAUCUGAAUCCGCAUCGGAUAGCGAAGAAGCGAAAAGUUGGCAUCAAAAUGCGGCGAUACCCGAAAGUCCAACUAAACAACCAGUGCAAGAACACUGUGAAGAAGCUACAGAACUUAUGAAUCUUAUUCCAGCGGGUACUAGUGAAGAUCAACUAGGAGAAAGUUCUCUACCCCCGCCUAACGAAUUCGGUGGUGGUAAUCCAUUCCUUAUGUUCCUGUGUAUUACUCUUUUACUUCAACAUAGAGACUUUGUUAUGCGUAAUCAAAUGGAUUACAAUGAAAUGGCCAUGCAUUUCGAUAAAAUGGUCCGUCGUCACAACGUUAUUCGAGUGCUCAAUCAGGCAAGGCAGCUAUUUGCCGGUUACCUCAGACGGCAUUCUACAUCGUCGUCAGCCACAAAGUCUGACUCCGUAAACGUAUAACCUUGUAAUGCCUGAAUGUAAUUACUGAUACCUUCUAAUAUGAAACGCGGAAUUAGCGACUUUAAAAUACAAUUUACUGAUCAAGACAAAUCAUGAAUAAAUAAGUCUAAAAUAUGUUUUCUAAAUCGGAAAAGAUCGAAAUGCAUCUAUAUAAUGAAAAAAAUAUCAGAUAAAAUACGUAUCAGUGAUAAACUAGGCAAUAAGAGAAUAAAAAAAACCUAUCCAAGGUGCUCUUCCGAGUUUACGUUUAUGAAAAAAUAUUCAUUCUUCUUUCAACCAUUUUAAAUAUAUACUUCCUUAUUUAAGUUUAUAUCAUGAAAAUUCGUAAUACCAGUUGAACAUUUAAAAUUUAACAAUAGCAAUUUUUAUAAUAUUUAUUUAAAUGUCUCUGUUUCUACUGUCUGUUGAUCAGUUAUCUUUUAAUAAAAGUUUAUUUUCUGAGAAAAAAUAAAUUUUUAGCAGAAAAGGGUUUACCCUCCCGGCGUGCACACACAUGCAAAUAUAAAUGCCUAUAUACACAAAUCUAAUUAACUACAAUUUCGUAGCACUCGUUAAUAUCCGUUCGAAAAUACUUUCACCACUCGCAUAGAUCCAAAUUUAUGGAAUUGAUUCAACGCGAAAUUUUCUUUAAGAUUCAAUAUAUGAAAUAUACAAUACGUCUUAAAAUGUAAACUGUAAAAACGUACUUAAAAUGUGCGAAUGGCACAUCGUUAGUUCCAUUCAUUGACCUAUGACACCAUUCCUCGCACUAUGCACAAUAUCAUUUGCACCGCGUCGACGAACCCUUUCCGCUGUACCUCGAUUUAGAAUUAAGUAAAUAGCAUAAAUUUGUAAAAUAUCUAUGAUUACCUUAGCAGCCGUGUCUUACUUUGUUCUCAAACAGUAUGCUUGAGAAACGACAAUAAAAUGCAUUUAAUUUUAUCGCUAA